This is a messenger RNA of Paramormyrops kingsleyae, 3907 nucleotides long. Its product is annotated as CXXC-type zinc finger protein 1. Gene Ontology annotation, molecular function: DNA binding; zinc ion binding. The record is from RefSeq and is a predicted model, not a curated record. Gene Ontology annotation, cellular component: Set1C/COMPASS complex. Gene Ontology annotation, biological process: positive regulation of DNA-templated transcription. NCBI's taxonomy places the organism in Eukaryota, Metazoa, Chordata, Actinopteri, Osteoglossiformes, Mormyridae.
CCUUAUAAAAAAUAUGACCCGGAAACGGAAGUGAAACCCUGAGAAUCUGUUGUUGAACCUUAAUAUUCUCUGUUUUUCUUGAAUGAAAUAAUUUCUUUUUAUUCUAAUUAGAUUUGGUUCUUUGUUGGAAUUUCAGACAUCUAGCUAUAUAAAAUAUUUCCUGAAGUUCCCAGUCAUGGAUAGUGAGGUGUCGGACUUCGACCAGGGGCUGGGGGCGGAGAGCGGCAUGGAUGGAGAGAAUGGCGAGAACAGUGAGAAUGCCCCUGUCUACUGUGUCUGCCGAAAGCCAGACAUCAACUGCUUCAUGAUCGGUUGUGACAACUGUAAUGAGUGGUUUCACGGUAACUGCAUUAAUGUCACGGAGAAGAUGGCGAAGGCCAUUCGGGAGUGGUACUGCGAGAAGUGUCGGAGCAAAGAUGGCUCUUUGGAGAUCAAGUACCGUCCCAAGAAGAGCCGUGAGAAGGAGACCGACCAAGAGAGGAUGGAGAAGCAACGUGGUACACCAGAUUUCAAGACAGACAGGCGGCGUGGAUCUCGGAUCAAGCGCUCGGCCCGUAUGUGCGGUGAAUGUGAACCUUGCCGGCGCACAGAGGAUUGCGCGCAGUGCGACUUCUGCAAGGACAUGAAGAAGUUUGGGGGCCCCAACAAGAUCCGACAGAAGUGCCGUCUGAGGCAGUGUGAGGUCCGAGCCAGGAAAAUGCUGCGGGUUCGAGAUGAGGAGUUUCCCCUGAUGAAGGAGCAGGACUGCUCCCUGCCGAGAGAGCGUCACCUAUCAGAUGAUUAUGACGAACAGGAGCUAGAAUUGUACCAACAGUACCGGGCUGCAGGAUAUGAGGACCACAACAUGCCUUGGCUUAGUGAUGAGGAUGACGGACCUUUCCUCGAUCCCGUGCUGCGCAAGAGGGCUGUGAAGGUCAAACACGUGAAGCGGCGAGAGAAGAAGUCAGAGAAGAAGAAGGAGGAGUAUAAGUCCCGGCGCCACAAACAGAAGCAGAAACACAGGGACAGAGUGAAGCACAGCGAGAGGGGCGAGCCACGAGACAGCGGAGGCCUCCGCCAGUGCCUGGGGCCCGGCUGCGUAGAGGCUGCCAGGACCAACUCCAAGUACUGCUCCGAGGACUGCGGCAUGAAGCUGGCUGCCAACCGCAUCUACGAGAUCCUGCCGCAGCGCAUCCAGCAGUGGCAGCAGAGCCCCUGCAUCGCUGAGGAGCAGGGGAAGAAGCUGCUGGAGCGCAUCCGGCGCGAGCAGCAGUCAGCCCGCCUGCGCCUCACCGAGAUGGAGCGGCGCUUCCACGAGCUGGAGAGCAUCAUCGUCAAGGCCAAGCAGCAGGUGGUGCAGCAGGAUGAGGAGGUGAACGAGGGAGACAGCGACGACACGGACCUACAGAUCUUCUGCGUCUCCUGCAGCCACCCCAUAAACCCCAAGGUGGCGCUUCGCCAUAUGGAGAGAUGCUACGCCAAGUAUGAGAGCCAGACAUCUUUCGGAUCCAUGUAUCCAACGCGGAUUGAAGGCGCAACAAGGCUUUUCUGUGAUGUUUACAACCCUCAGAGCAAAACCUACUGCAAGCGACUGCAGGUCUUGUGCCCAGAACACUCGAGAGACCCCAAGGUGCCUGCCGAUGAGGUAUGCGGGUGUCCCCUCGUCCGCAAUGUUUUCGAACCCACUGGCGAGUUCUGCAGAGUGUCCAAGCGAAAGUGCAACAAGCACUACUGCUGGGAGAAGCUGAGGAGGGCCGAGGUGGACUUGGAGCGAGUUCGAGUGUGGUACAAGCUGGAUGAGCUCUUCGAGCAGGAGCGUAACGUAAGGACAGCCAUGACCAACCGGGCUGGACUCCUGGCUCUCAUGUUGCACCAGACCAUUCAGCACGACCCCCUCACAACUGACCUACGCAGCAACAAAGACAGAUAGUCCUCCACUAAGAAAGCUGGUUGGAAGAGACUGAUGCUGGGGAGGAACUUUUUUUUAUCCCAGAUUCACACUCUGUUUUGUGUCGCCUGUUAUCCUGACCAUUUACCUAAAUAUGUGCUGCUUUGACAUUAAUGAUUUUACUUUCAUAGAAAACAAGCUGGGAGAUCAGAAGUCAUUAAUUUUGCCAGUGAAAGAAUUAUAAUAAACUCCCAGCUGUUGCAUGUCUGUGAAUCAUUAUGUCACUGCAAAACACUGCCCAACAAUAAAUAAGGAGUUUUAAAGCUAUUGUCUUUUCUAUGACCGUUUGUGUCCAGUGCACUUUUUUUUUAAAGGAUAACUUUUGUAAUCAUAUUUUUCUCCCCAAUGUAUACUACAUUAAAGAGAAACAUUCAGGGUGCAAAAAUGGAUGUUUUGUAUAAGCAAUGUACUAUUUGGUAGACAUUUUGGAUUAUUUUAUUAUGUUUAAUUUCCUGGUUGAAAAGACAUGCUAUAAUGAAUAUAGGGGCCUUGCAGUAAUGCACAAACAUGCCAGUGAUGAUUUGUUAAGAGUCAAGGUUUUAAAGGAGAGCGUAUAUUCCCGGUUUUGUAUGGGCAAGUUUCAACAAACAGUAAACUAAGCAGCUUGGUUAAAAAUCCUUUGAAGGUCCUUUUUUUGUAUGUGUCCUGUAACAAAUAGGGGAAAAAAGAAAUGCAUUCUUUUGGGGUAGUGAGGAACUGGAGUGUGUAUGAGGUCUUCAAGCAAACCUGAGUCACUUUUUUUUGGUUAAACAGUGAUGGCAAAUGUAAUUUUGUGUUACUGUUUUAGGAUAUCUCUGAUAGCACAAGUGAAAGACUUUGCUUGUGCAUUUCUAACAACUCCGCUGAACAUAAAGUAACUUGGACUCCAAAAAUAAAUAGGAAUUAAUACACUUGCUCUCACCUGCAUAUGUCUCAUGGAGAACAAGAUGGGGCAGGUGAAAAGAGAAUUAAUAAAGUAUCACUAUUCUGUUCUAACCAGUGACCUGAGAAAAAAAUGCAGUAACAGAAGAAUCUUUCCGUAACUUAGAUGUUAAGUUGCAGCAGCAACUCAAUGCAAAGGAUCCAGGAUCUAGGUAAAGGAUCCCUUAGGAUUCCCAAAAUUGUUUAAAAGAAAAAAGAGAGAUUAAGUUUCAUCUAGCAACAACCGUUACACAACAUCUGAAGAGUGAAACUCACUGCGAAGAAUCUUUACAGUACCUGAGUUUGUGGAGAUCUCAUGUCAAUGGUAACAAGGUUAAAAUGACUAUGUUCCUGUGUUUUGUUCCCUUAGAUAACAAUACUGGGCUUCAUUAGCUUGUGAACACCGGCUUAGUUUUUGUUAGCAUGCUAAUGCUACUGCCUCUAAAGAUCCCUUUUUGGUUUAUGUUCAAUGUUUAUAACUGAUGCGACAACAAUGCAAGUAAUUUUAAGGCUUUUUGUGCAACAUGCGAGAGUCAUAAAUUUAUUUGGUUUUAAAAAUGCAACAUGGAACAAUAUCCUCAAGGCCAUUCUUAUCCUUUCAUGUUAAGUAAAGCAGCAGCUAUGUAUGACAGAACAUAAACUGUGAAUUUGGGACACUAUGUUUUCCUUUUUUUCCCCCAAGUGAAAACCUUCAUAACGUAACCAUUUAAGUAUCUACAAUGCAUCAGACAUUGUCAGUUGCUUUUUGUUUUUGCAUUAAUGAUUAGUAGUAUGAUUAGGAGCCACCUGUCUUUUCAAGCUCAUUUCAAAUUAAACAGACUUGCUUGGACACCUGCACAAAUUUUUGUGCUUAAUAUGCAUACGAUUUUAAAAGCAAAGAGUUUAUCAUUUUACAAUAUUUUCAUGGUUUUCAAUGGGUUGUUACCACCUGACAUGGAAACUGCAAAUCUAACCAUGAGUCAAUAUUUGACUUAGAUCUCAUUUUUUUAUUGUACCAUGAAGAUCACUUGGGGUCUUCUUUAUGAUGUAACAUUCAGCCCAUUGUUUUCUAAAAUAAAUUACUAGCUUUGCGAUACCAGA